GGCUACGGAAGCCGAGGCGCUUUCUACAGGCGCGUUGGGAGCUAGAUUCUCUAACGUGAAGAGGCUGGAGAGGGACCUCCAACCCUGCGGGGUGGGACAGGGCUUCAGCUACCUCGGGGCCCUCGGAUGGCGCCGAGAUGAAAGCGAAGGCCGGGCCCGCCAAACCUUCCAAGGGCCGUGCUGUGGCCAAGCCGGAGCUUGUCAAGAAGCCCGAUCGGAAGAAACAGCAGAAGAAGAAGAAAUUCUGGAAAAGAUACCCCAAGGCGGCCGCAGAAGCUUCCAAGAAACCGGAGAGUGAGCAUGCCCGGGCGGCGGCGGGGGCGGUGCUGCCCCCCAGAGGGCCGCAAGAGUUCUCCCACAACUGGAGGGCCUUGCAGGAGAUGUUGAAACAAAAAACACCAAAUCCAGAAAAGUCUGUUCCUGCCUCUCAGGGGAAUCCCAGAAAACCCAAAAGCUACCACCAGAGUGGCAGAAGUGUUUCUAAGAAGGAAAAGCAUGGUGAUGCAGAACUGCCAGAGGUGUCAGGCAAAACAGGCCAAUCCUCCUCCAAGGCUUCUAUUUCUUUAGGAUAUUUGAAUGAUCCAAAAGUUGUCUCUCAUAAAAAAUGCAACGAAACAAAGGGCCCAGGCAAUGGAACUGAAACCAAGAAAAGAAAAAAUGGUGGCCUUCACCAGAAAAUAAGGGACAUCAAGCAUGAGAAGAGGAAAGCAGAGGAAUUAGUUCCUCCUCCACCAACAGAAUCAGACAUCUGGUUUGAUGAUGUAGAUCCUAAGGAUAUCGAAGCUGCCAUUGGUCCAGAAGCGGCAAAAAUAGCUCGAAAAAAACUGGGUCUGAAGGAAAGAAAUCUGUCACUGGUGAAAGAAGGGGCAUUUGAAGGCGUGACCAAAGCCGUAGCUAUGGAUUGUGAGAUGGUGGGAGCAGGGCCAGAUGGGGAAGAAAACAUCCUUGCCCGAGUGUCCAUCGUGAACCAGUUUGGGAAGUGUGUUUAUGACAAGUAUGUAAAGCCAACAGAGAAAGUGACUGAUUACCGGACAGAUGUCAGUGGGAUUCGGCCAGAAGACAUCAGACAUGGAGAAGAGUACCAGAUUGUCCAAAAGGAGGUGUCGGAACUGCUUAAGGGCAGAAUUCUAGUUGGACACGCCCUGCAUAAUGACUUAAAGAUUCUGCUUCUUGAUCAUCCCAAAAAGAAGAUACGGGACACACAGAAAUAUAAACCUUUCAGGACACAAGUAAAGAGUGGAAGACCAUCUCUGAAACUACUCAGUGAGAAAAUUCUUGGUAUCAAAAUACAGCAAUCAGAACACUGUUCGAUUCAAGAUGCCCAGGCAGCAAUGAGGCUGUAUGUAAUGGUGAAAAAACAUUGGGAAGGAACCAUCAAAGACAAAUAUAAACUACAAAAGAGAGAAAAGGACAAAGCCUAACUGAGCCCUCCUUGUCACCAUUUCUGCUGCCUACCCUGCCUGCUGGCUUGUUCCUCAACAGUGUGGUCAUGUCCCCUGAAGAAACGGAACAGGGGCUUUCCUGAGCCAAGGGAGGGCGGGUAUUCUGUCAGCUUACCAUCUCUCUUAUCUGUUGAUAGUGUGGCCCUUGGAGUUCGCACAGAUGAAAUAUUCCCAAAGAUGGUCACUUUUUGGAGAAAUUCAAACUUGUGGCUACAGGGGAUGUGUGCUACUAAAGGGGAAUUUGACCCUCUUCAGAUACAGUAGCUCUUGUCCAGGAGCUCACAGUUUCUUGUUUACGUUCCUUUCUUGUGUUCCAGAAAUCACUGUUAAUAUCAGAGGCAUAAUAAUUAGAGUGUAGAUGAGGGGGUCUUUGAGGAGGGAUGACCUUUCCUCUGGGUGCAGAAAGUGAAGAUCAGAGACUGGUUCUGGGCUUCAGUGAAGAUGUGCAGCUCUCGGUAAUCCAUUUUCAUAAUUAAAUAAUUUCUUCAGCACGUGCAGUGAUGUGAUCACUUUGGACCAAUAGGUCUAUGCACUUGUACAGCAGGAGGUAUAUAGUAUGUAACUGGCAUGUUAAUUAGGAUCACUGCCAUCUUACUCUCCCUUCCUGCUCUCUUGAGCUUUGUGUGUGAAAUGGUAUCAUGGACCAUGCUGGGGGUAAAUGGAGGGGAGCAGUAUCUAGGGGUCCAGUGGACCCAGAGCAGCCAGACAACUCUGAUUCUGUAAUUUACCUUGCUAAAAGUUGACUGGAGACACUAACAGACCUGAGUAUUUCCCACCCUAAUCAGUUGUUGCUGCCACGAGGAAAAAAUCUCAUCCGUAUCUGGCAGACCACAGAUGGAGGCAUAUACACCUAAUACCUUCCCAGGAGUCUUGUCUGAAAGAUAUCCCAUUGUUUCUGCCUAAGUUUAAGCUUUCCUUUUUUGAUCUGGUGGUGUCUGCAAAGGGUACUUAGUUGUUUAAAACUGGAGCCCCUGAAGUAGGCCUCUGCUGUGGAAAAAAUUUGACCUCCCAGAAUCCUUAAAUUACAACAUUUAGAUGAUACAAAUUAGAAAUUUUAGGUUGAUUCCAUCUAAUCAAAAUGUCUGUUAGUUGUUCCAGUCAUAACCUUACUGUUAACACAAACCUGAAAUAAAAUGAGCCCCUUUAAGAAUUGCAUUCUUAGGGGUUAUUUAGGGGUUUUUUGUUUUGUUUUUUUAAUGAAUAAUUUAUUGACCUUAUGAUAUUUGAGCCUAAGAAGUCUCUAAGAACUAAACUAAGUCUAACUAAAAAACUUAGAAGUUUGAUCACAUUCUGAGACUAAAGAUCAGCUUAAUAGAUAUGGUUCAGGAUGACUACCUCUAGACCUGCCUGAGAGUUUAUUAUUUUCCUAAUAUCAGGAGUUACACAGACAUACUGUGCUAAUUAAAGUGUACAAGGCUAGAGGACUGUUAGUUGUCCCAUAUUUUCUGGGUGACAAAGAAAAUAGGAUUUUUUUUAUUAAGUAUAAUUGUACUGGGUGUAUAUUAUCUGAAGUAAAUGCUACUUUGUACUUUUAAAA
This is a messenger RNA of Vombatus ursinus (common wombat), 2979 nucleotides long. RefSeq names its product REX4 homolog, 3'-5' exonuclease (gene REXO4). The transcript is spliced from 9 exons. The record is from RefSeq and is a predicted model, not a curated record. NCBI's taxonomy places the organism in Eukaryota, Metazoa, Chordata, Mammalia, Diprotodontia, Vombatidae. Bases 138 to 1421 code for a protein of 427 amino acids. Gene Ontology annotation, molecular function: nucleic acid binding; 3'-5' exonuclease activity. Gene Ontology annotation, cellular component: nucleus. Gene Ontology annotation, biological process: DNA catabolic process; rRNA processing.